AAUGACCCUGUAAAUCUAUAAUUUUCUCUUUCGUCCCCAAAGAAAAUCGAAAUACAAAAUAUAGUCUAGUUGACCGGCGUUUCUUCUAAGCGGUAGAAAGGGCGGCGAGAAAGAGAGAGAGACGAGGAGGAGGAAGGAGCUGAGUUUUGGCUGCUGGGAGGUGAAGCGUAAGAAUUUUCUGCAAUCUUUCUGCCGUUGGAUCGUUCUCUGUUUCUUCUCAUCUUGAGGAUUAACCUAAAAUUAAGUCAAGUCAAUUUCUCUUCGGAUUUUCCUCAUUUUUUUUGUUUAUUCACUAAAUUUUCCAUCGUAGGUCCGGUAACAAUGGCUCUCAAUCCUCUUGAUGCUUUAGCUCUGGAAUAAAAAUGCAAUUUUUUGGGGAUUUGAAUGCGGGAUAUGUGUAUUGGAAGAACGGCAUCGUGAUUUUAGUUGCUCGUAUUCUGUGUUUUGUAUUUUUGCUGUGGGGGAUAUAGAUUUUUAUAGCGCAUCUUGUUACCGAUUGUGCGAUCUAGCUUUUAUGUUUCUCUGAUCUGCAAGAAUUUGUUGAUCUCGUUGGUUGUAACUUGUAAGAUCUUGAUGUUCUCCUUGCGUUAGAUUUGAUGAACUCUAUGUAAUUGUGUUAUUUUCUAAAGAUAUGCGAUUCGACCCUCUCAUCUUUUGUAACUUAGAGUUAGAAGUACCUCGGUGCUCACACCCUAGUGAAUUUUCUGUAAUCUUCCCUGACAGUUGAUUGGUGUAUUUAUGUCACUGGAUGAUGUGAAUUUAAUUAUCAAUUUUAAAUGAUUUAAAAUAGGCGGAGAUAGAUAAUCGUCAGCUAGUUAACAUAAAUGGAUCCUACGCCCGAUGACCAUUUAGAUUUUGGUGACGAGGAAUGUGGAGGAAGCCAAAAGAUGCAAUUUCUUGGAGGCGGAACUAUCCCUGCACUUGCAGAUGAUGAAAUGAUGGGCGAGGAUGACGAGUAUGAUGAUCUUUAUAAUGAUGUUAAUGUUGGAGAGGGUUUUCUUCAGAUGCAGCAGUAUGAGGCACACAAACCUCCUGAUUCUGUUGUGAAUGGAGUAUCCCAAGCUCCGGGAAACAGUACACCUGAACCAAAAGUGGAAACCGUAACUCCUCCAGAUAUGAAACCUGGUUUAGUCAGUACUGGGCUGCGAUUUCCUGAGCAAAAGAGUGGGUAUAAUGCUGAAAGAGGUCCGGAUCAAGCUGCUGCUUCUGCUGCUGAAAAAGCAAGGCCUCCAUCAAUGACUCAUGAUGCUACUGUGAGUAACAUGGGAUUUCAACCAUCAGUUGCUAUGUCUCACAGAGCUGUUUCUGAUCCUGUUCAUGAAAUAUCUGGCAAAGUUGCCAAUGAGUCUUUGUCACUGCUGAAUUCUGGUUCAGUUGGGGGUUCAAGAGCUCCAGUAAUGCCGACUCAUCAAAUGAGCUCUAAUGCCAAUCCUGACAUGAACCACCCUAUGAUCAAUGAAAAUCAGAUGAGGCCAGCCAUAGAGAAUGGAUAUACAAUGCUCUUUGUGGGGGAGUUGCAUUGGUGGACUACGGAUGCUGAUAUUGAGAGUGUACUAGUUCAAUAUGGGAAAGUGAAGGAGAUCAAAUUCUUUGAUGACAGAGCUAGUGGGAAAUCAAAGGGUUAUUGUCAAGUGGAAUUUUAUGAUCCUGCAGCUGCUUCUGCCUGUAAAGAAGGAAUGAAUGGCCACAUUUUCAAUGGCCGACCUUGUGUGGUUGCAUAUGCUACUCCUCAGACAAUAAAACAGAUGGGUUCUUCUUAUAUCAACAAAACCCCAACUCAAGUUCAAACUCAACCAGUACAAGGAAGGAGGCCCAUGAAUGAAGGACUGAACAGAGGUAGUGGAACGAAUUUCCCCGGUGGAGGAGAUGCAGGAAGGAAUUUUGGUAGGGGAGGAUGGGGACGUGGUGGGCAGGGAAUGGCAAACAGAGGUCCUGUGGGUGGGCCUGGAAGAGGAAGAGGUGUUAUGGGGGCAAAGAAUAUGAUAGGUAAUGUACCUGGACCUAAUGUUGGUAUGGGGGUUGGAGCUUACGGACAGGGUCUUGCUGGUCCUGGUUUUGGUGGUCCUCCAGGUCUCAUGCAUCCACAGGGCAUGAUGGGUCCUGGAUUUGAUCCUGGGUACAUGGGUCGAGGAGCUGGUUAUGGUGGCUUUUCUGGCCCUGCUUUUCCAGGUAUUAUUCCUCCCUUUCCCGCUGUUAACCCAAUGGGGCUGGCUGGGGUGGCUCCUCAUGUCAACCCUGCCUUUUUUGGCCGUGGGAUGGGAAUGAUGGGUGGUACAACGGGGAUGGAUGGUCCUCAUCAAGGAAUGUGGACUGAUACAAGCACAGGCGGUGGGUGGGAAAGGGAAGAGCAUGAAAGAAGGACCAGAGAGUCAAGUUAUGGUGGUGAUGAUAAUGCAUCUGAAUAUGGCUACGGAGAUGCCAGCCAUGAAAAGGGGGCCAGGUCAACUGCAGUUUCUAGGGAGAAGGAGCGAGCUUCAGAGCGAAUUUCAGAACGUGCCUCAGAGCGUGAUUGGUCGGGCAACUCUGAGAAGAGGAAUCGGGAUGAGAGAGAUAAUGACAGGGACAGGUAUGAUAGGGAUCACAGGUACAGGGAAGAAAGAGAUGGUUACAGGGACUAUCGUCACAAAGAACGGGAUUUAGAUUAUGACAAUGAAAGAGGACACUCUUCAAAAUCUCGAAGCAGAUCCCGAGCAGUGCAGGAGGACGAUCAUAGAUCUCGUUCAAGGGAUGCUGAUUAUGGAAAGCGUAAAAGGCUUCCAUCUGAGUAACAUAGUAUUGCUACAAUACUCUGUUAUUUUUUACAGGUCUUAGUUGGACUCCUAUCACCAAGUCCACAAUAUUAUCCUCAUAACAUCCUUCUGCAGACUGCUUGAAGGGGUUGCCGCUCUUCCUAAGCUCCAUGAAGGAGCAGAGAGGCAACUCUUUGUUUUCAUGUCUAAACCUGCAUAAGUUGGUUACAUGGAGGAGGAUGAGUAAACUUGGCUGAGUUCUUUGACAAUCCUAGUUUUUGGCCAUAUUUUGUUUUCCUUGUGAAAUCUACAUGCGGUUUCUCUUCAUGAUAGUUUGCAUAGAAGAUAACAAAUCAUGAUAUUGCCUGUUUCUGGAGAAGUAUUACCUUGAAAUAGGGAUUUCUGCUUUCAUAAAUCCCACUUUAAGCUCUGUGUAGACUCUUUUUUGUACUCUUUUCUGUACAUGUAAGUGUUCCAGUCCAAUACUUGUUGCCUUUGUACCAGCCUGUAAGAGUGUUGUACUGAGUCUGAACCCCUUAUUUCAGUUAAUUGGUUCAGCUUUAGUCUCUAGAGCAGUCAGGCUGAACUGUUGUAAAAUUUAUUUUUCCUCUGUAAAAUUAAGCAAAUACCCAUUCUAGUGGAGGGUUACUCGUCGUUCCCAUGGAAAAUGUAUGAAUCUAUGAGCUCUAGGAUACAAGAGAAAGUGUGCCCUUGGUUAGCCAUCUGAUGAGCGGCUUUAUUGGGAACCGUUGCAUAUUGCAUCCGUUUUUGCAGGGUUGUUCCUGCAACCACGAGCUUAUAUUCUGUGAUUUGUAUGUAACAAAAAAUCCCAUUUUAGGAGUUCCCUUUGUGUUGUAAUCAGGUCAUAUCUUUUUGGUAAUCUGUAAAUAUGGGUUUUUUUUGUAGUUAGAUUAUAUUAUAUCCCACCUGUAAUAUUUCGAUCCAUGUAAGUAUGUAACACCAUCUGUGCCUGAGGGUUGUUGAUGUCUGUAGAUUUUUUCUCUUUACCCUUUCAAAUUCACCU
Molecule: messenger RNA, 3753 nt
Organism: Cuscuta campestris
Lineage: Eukaryota; Viridiplantae; Streptophyta; Magnoliopsida; Solanales; Convolvulaceae
Source: the annotation of a GenBank genome assembly